AUGAGGCCCAUUCUAUUAUUCUCCUUAUUAGUUCUACUCUACAUAUCGAGCAAUGAUGUCGAAGCACGCAAAAAGGACAAAAAUUUGAAGGUGACAGUCGCUGACGAAAUUCCAACACCGUCGCAGCCAAGGAAAACAACUGGAAAAAAUUCGAAACGAGCUGCGAAAGAGUCACCGCAACAGCAAAAGAAAUUCAUUCAGGCUGCUCCAGCAUCUUCGAACAAACAUAAGGAUGACGACAAUUCGAUCGAUGACGUUGACGAGGAUCGAAUCGAUGAAAUUCUGCGCGACGCCACCAAGAAUCUCGUCAUUUUCUUGUAUGACGGAAAGGUUCCAUGUCCGACGUGCAACGAAGCACUCUCCGAAGUCGAAGAGAUCGACGACGACAUCGAAGCGACCGGUUACGUUCAAGUCGUCAAAACCGAUGAUCGUUCGGUGGCUCGCGAGCUCGGAAUCAACACAUUCCCGGCGUUGGUCUAUUAUCGCCGCAAGAAUCCAAUCCUCUAUGACGGAGACUUCAAGGACUCCGAGAACGUUUUAAGAUGGCUCAGAGCUCAUGAGGAGGUCGCCACGUGGGAUUUGACCGACGACAACUUUGAAUCAAGAACCGAUUCACAUUCUCCGGAUGAGGGAGCCAUCGAUUGGUUCGUUAUGUUCUACGACGCCGAUGAAGGAACCAGCAACGCAUUCGUCCCGCUUUGGGAAACCGUUGCCCACAAACUUCGCGGUUUGGUGAAUGUUGGAAAAAUCGAAAUUUCGGUGAACGACGACGUGAAAGAGCGAUUCCACAUCGACGAGAAUGACUGUCCCGUGUUUCUAUUGUUCCAUCGUGGCAAAAUGUACCGCUAUAAGGAUACGGCGAAGGAUGUUCGCAGUUUGACGACGUUUGCCCUCAACAAGUAUAAAGAGCAACGGGGCCAUAGAGUUCCCGAGCCGCCAACUGCCAUCGAGCAAGUCUAUGAGUUUGCCAAGGAGAAAAUUAUGGAUAUUAUGGACGACAACCAGACACUUUCAAUUCUUGGCGUGGGUGGUCUCAUCGCGAUUGUUGCCGUCACAUUGGUCGUUAAAGCGUAUCGAAUUCGCGCCGAAAAUAAGAAUAAAACCGCAUAA
This is a messenger RNA of Caenorhabditis bovis, 1110 nucleotides long. Lineage: Eukaryota; Metazoa; Nematoda; Chromadorea; Rhabditida; Rhabditidae. The record is from the annotation of a GenBank genome assembly.